This is a messenger RNA of Nymphaea colorata (pocket water lily), 1767 nucleotides long. RefSeq names its product PRA1 family protein F3-like. Gene Ontology annotation, cellular component: Golgi apparatus; endoplasmic reticulum. Lineage: Eukaryota; Viridiplantae; Streptophyta; Magnoliopsida; Nymphaeales; Nymphaeaceae. The record is from RefSeq and is a predicted model, not a curated record. Gene Ontology annotation, biological process: vesicle-mediated transport. The transcript has a single exon. The coding region runs from base 157 to 705 and encodes 182 amino acids.
AUGCAGAGAGAACCCAAUUGGAUAUAUAUAAGAGAUUUUAUGCACCCAGAUUCUUUGUCCAGUUGAUGCCUAUGAUAAGAUCUCUAGCUCUCUAUAUCAAGAUCAAGUAGUCCUCAUCCCUUUUGGGUAUUAUCUGAAUUUUGCAGUUGGAGAGUCAUGUCAAACUAUGGUGCCAUUCCUACAUCUUCUAGUGAGAGCAGCGGGCUUGGUUUCCUCUCUCGGGCCAAGGAACGAGGCAGAUCAAUCUUGGCUACACGUCGGCCAUGGCGAGAAAUGGUACAUCUGCACGCUUUAGGCAUUCCAUCGGGCUUCAGGGAUGCUCUGGCCAGAUUCAGGAGAAAUCUGGGCUACUUUCGCGUUAAUUAUGCAAUCAUCGUCUUGAUCAUAGUCUUCCUGAGCUUGCUAUGGCAUCCAAUUUCCUUGAUAGUGUUCUUGGUCAUGUUUGUGCUUUGGUUUUUCCUCUACUUCUUUCGUGAUGAGCCUCUUGUGAUCUUCGGACGCACGAUUGAUGAUCGAAUCAUUUUGAUCACGCUUUCUAUCAUAACGAUCAUCGUUCUGCUUCUUACCCAUGUCACGCUGAAUGUUGUGGUUUCUCUCGCCAUUGGCCUUGCAAUUAUUGUACUUCAUGGUGUUUUCCGCAAGACGGAUGACCUGUUUGUGCAUGAAGAGGAAACUGCUUCUCUAAGCCCCCAGCCUGUCGUUUAGGCUUUUCCUUGUAUCUCUGCAUCUUGGAUCUGAUCUUGCGUUUUCUGUUUGUUUUCUCUGUUUGGUGUUUGUAUUUUCUUCGUCCCUUCGUUCCUCUGGUUUCACUAUUCAUGAGUUGGCUGCUUCUUCUAAGAUUGCAGGCUGUUCUAUAGAAUUUUCCUGCCUUCACUCCCAACUUUUGAGUUUUGAUGUUUUGGGUUCUUCUCUUUUCUUUCUACGGGAUCAUUUUUCCUUCUGGGGAGGAUGUAGCUGAGCGGAAAUAGAUCCCACAAGAACCAGACGGAGAAAAAGUGUAAAUGAUUGUUCUCAUAACUCCAAAGGCUAGUAUGUGGAAGAUGAAAGAAGAGAGAUAUUGCAAAAAUGAAAAAAAGCUAGAGAAAAGUUUUCGAUUUCGGACACGCAACCGGCUCAACCAGUUCCGAAAAUAUGCAAUUGGGUGCUGCUGAUGCCUCUGUUAGUUGUCUAAGUUUGUACAUCAAUGGAUCUGAAUCCUGGCUUUCUUUUGAGAUCGAACGCUGGCGCUGCCUCCAUUACCACUUAACAAGGUACGACUGAGUAUCUACAGGAUGCUGUUCGUGGAAAUAAACUAGAGCGUUACUGUUGUGCUUUUACUCUGUUCCUGUGAAAGUGUUGUCGAUUCAGUUCUCCAGAUCGGAACGGUGAUGAACAGCAUUACAGUUUCACCCUUCAUUGUAGUUAAAUUUGAUGUGUAAGAUUUAGAAUUUCUCUGAAAUGGACAGAAUGCUGCUUCAUCUUUCCCAAGUAAUCGUGUGUAAGAGAGCUUAUCAGAUUUGCUGUUCAUGGGGCAUCGGCCAAUGUUCUUCAAUUCUUGUGAUUUUUCUUUAUUCUUCCUUUGUAAGAUGAUCUCAGCUUCACUGUUCCGGGGUAACUAGACGAAGUUUCAUCUAAUAUUUCCCUGAAGCGGAAUGUUGUUUCAUUUCUUUCUUUUCAUAUCAACAGCAUCUUUAAGGGCACAUCAGCUUUCUUGUUCAUGGUUGUCUGAUGUACUUGGUUUUUGUAUAUUUCUAUCUGUUGAAAAAAAUGGAAGAUGGUUCUUGUCCA